UGCUGGGAUUUGACAAGAUCCCUUGGUGGGGCACCCUGCUCAUCUCGUUGGGCUUCUCUCUGCUGACCGCCACUGUUGUCUGGUUUAUUGUCUGCCCUCGCCUCAAGAAGAAGAUUGCACGAGAUAUCAAGUCUUCCAGCCCCUCAGAGAGCCCCCUGAUGGAGAAGAGGGAGCUAAGAGAGGCCCACUGUCCAAUCCUGAAACAGACUGCCAAGGAGACCUCUAUGCCCACCACCCCAGCUGUCAAUCAAAGCCCCUCUGCUCAGCCCCAGGCUGCCCCUGAGGAGCGGAGGGUGGCGUUUGACAUCGGAGAUUCUGAUGAUCUUGACAAUAAGGAACGCAAGGUGGCGUUUGACAUUGGAGAUUCUGAUGAGACGGACUACAGCAUUGCAAAUGGUGCUCCUAAACAAGUUGAAUCAGUCAGUCAGGUCCAAGUCAACAACCAGGAAGUCCACCACAGCAAUGGCUCCGCAAAUACUCCCAAUCAGGUCCAAUUCAACAACCACCCUCAGUUCAACAACAGGCCGGCGCAGAUUCCAAGUAACGGUUACAGCCAAUACCACACGGUCCACAAGGACUCUGGCCUCUACAAGGACCUACUGCACAAGCUCCACCUGGCCAAGGUUGGUGACUGCAUGGGCGAGGGGGGCGACCGACCUAUCCGACGCAACAACAGCUACACCUCCUACACCAUGGCCAUCAUUGGCAUGCACGGAGACUUCAAGCACAAAGAAGGGGAAUAUCGUGCCAGCGAGGAUGGCGACAAGGGCCCAGUGUCAGGUGGUCAGGACAGGAAGCGCGUGCGUAUGGACAGUUACACUAGCUACUGCAAUGCUGUGGCAGAGCACACGACUCCUGAAGCUCUGGGAGAGAGUGAUGUGACACUAGAAAUGGGUAAGGAGGAUGCAGGUAGCAGCCAAACCUCUCUGGAUGAUGAUGGCCUUGAAGCAGACAAGCCAGAAGUAGCGACUCUCUUCCAGUUCCUCCAAAUUCUCACCGCCUGUUUCGGAUCCUUUGCCCAUGGAGGAAACGAUGUUAGUAACGCCAUUGGGCCGUUGGUAGCUCUGUGGCUAGUUUACACAACCAGUAGCGUGACUUCAAAUGAACCCACUCCCAUUUGGCUGCUGCUGUAUGGUGGCGUUGGCAUCUGCGCUGGACUCUGGGUGUGGGGUCGCAGAGUGAUCCAGACUAUGGGCAAGGACCUUACCCCCAUCACGCCCUCAAGUGGUUUCAGCAUCGAACUGGCCUCAGCCCUGACUGUCGUGGUAGCCUCUAACAUUGGCCUGCCUGUCUCCACCACCCACUGCAAGGUGGGCUCUGUGGUUGCAGUAGGAUGGCUGCGCUCAAAGAAGGCCGUAGACUGGCGUCUGUUCAGAAACAUCUUCAUGGCUUGGUUUGUGACGGUGCCCAUUUCUGGCCUGAUCAGUGCCGCCAUCAUGGCAAUCUUCAUCUAUGGCAUCCUAUGAGUAUUUGGGCGCACCCCAAGCAGGGGAGGAGAAAGAAACCGCUCCAGUGGCACCAGACGGAAAGGAGUAGGAAGGCCAAAAUAUAUCGCUUACCUCAAGCCAACAACUUUGGAAGAAAAGGAAAAAAAAAAAUAGAAAUGUUUGGAAGGACUUGUGAUAUGGGCCUGUGGUUCUUGGCUGCAUCAUUUUCAACCUAGAAUUUGCUGUUUGUUCUAGUUGGGCAACAUUACUUCCAGGGGAAGCCUGCAUUUCUUUAUUCUGACUUGCUUUUUCAUAUCUCAUCAUUCUGUAAAGAGUUAAUCUAAAAGCAUCAACUGUUCUUUUUUUCUAAUACUGAAUCUUCCAUUUAUCUUAUUUAGCAAUUAUGUGUAUACAACCAUGCUCUUUUUAAUUUUGUUAUGUUAGAAAGAAAUGAACAAUUAAAAUGCAGUAUUAGCCUUUGCAGAUGUAACUCCAGUCAUAACACAUGCUGAAAGUAAUGUGGAUUUUUAGGUGAGGAAUGAGGUUAUUGGUGUGCAUGUGCGUGUUUUCCGCCAGUUCAAAGUAUUUAUUAAUGAAUUCAUGUUUUGCAUUUGGCUUCCUUGUAUCCCCUAAACUGGGACAUUACUUUUCCUCUUGUUAUAGAACAACAUUCAACUCUAAAUUCAGAGAGGUUGGUUACAGUGUUUUCUACCAUUACUUUAAAUUAUGCGAUCACAUUAACAGCACUGCAGUUUUAUCUAUGUGACACACACAUCGGAGUAAUUUACAAUGGUAGAAGCACGAAUCGUACGCACUGGAUGACCACCUGCAGAAUGAUAUGUGAAAUACUGUAUCAUUAGCAUAAAAAGUCAGCACACUUCUGGUAGGAAAUGACAACGCCCUGAUAGUUUAAGUCAGUGAAAUAUCUGUGAUCCAGGUGUUUCAUGUGAAUCCCUUGAGGCUCUACAUUCUUGAUCAGCGCACACACAUCUGCCUGAAAUAACAUGGUUACUUUAAUUUGAGAACUGCAACAAACCAGAAUGUCAAAUGAUGCAAAAACAUGCUCUCAAACAAGACCUUAAGUCUCCUGUUAAAACUUGAUUGCAUCAUCCUUGAUGGUUAAAUGCUUUAGGCCUGCUUCAGCCUGGUUUUUCUAGUUCACUUGGAUCAGCCACUUCCAAGUAUUUUUUUUUUUUUUUUUUUCUGUGAAUUUGUACCUGGCCAGACAUUUAGUUUGCUCUAGCUUGCCUCUUUCUCCUUUAGCCUCAGAGGCUGAAUAAGGUUGUAAAUCAGGAGGAACAAAAAACCUAAAACUGGAAGUUAUCUAAUGGGGUGGUUUGAUGUUGAGCUGAUCUGGUCUCGUAUUUGAAUGACAGCAGACAUAUGUUGCAUGCCAACAGUGUUUGGUCACUGGGCUGCAGAACUAAAUGCAUUUCAGACCUAUAGAUGCUGUAGUUGCCUUAUUUGUUUUAUUUUCCCUUAGGUACCAAAGAAAAUAGGGUUUUGUUUUUUAAAUGCACAUCAACAUACUCUAGUCCACACUGUUGGAUUUAAAAAAACAAAACAAAAAAGCAAAUAAAAAUGGGAAAAUA
Molecule: messenger RNA, 3019 nt
Organism: Micropterus salmoides (largemouth bass)
Lineage: Eukaryota; Metazoa; Chordata; Actinopteri; Centrarchiformes; Centrarchidae
Product: sodium-dependent phosphate transporter 1-B-like
Biological process (GO): phosphate ion transmembrane transport
Cellular component (GO): membrane
Molecular function (GO): phosphate transmembrane transporter activity
Source: RefSeq, a predicted model, not a curated record